GUCAAAGAAUAACAGAUGUUUCAUCCAGCUCACCUCCACGCACCACAAUCAAUUCCAUACCUUCAGUAAACAACAAAUCUGUCACCUCCUCACCUCCACACACCAUGGCAGAAACUACUGCCAUGACGUCAGGCACCCAAGCAACCGCCCUCAAACCUCCACUCGCCUCGCCAACCCCUAACUCACGCCCCUCAAAUCAGACGUACAAUGCAACUACCGCGUCUGCCACUACUCCUACUCCCACACCCAAAACCAGCAUCCAAGCAGUCUCUCAAAACCAGUCCUCACCUGCAGUCACCCAGCCCAACACCACAGUGCCUUCUACCACGCAAGGUUCCUACACUGUAACACCCAUCAAGUUUGGCUUCCAGAUUGACAUCACAAGCUCUACCCCUCGUGACUACACCAUAAACAUUAGUGAAGAAGGCCGACCAGUCACUGGAAAAAACAUCACCGUCCAUCAGUCCAAUCAAAACUCAUCACAUGAAAUCAAACACCUGAAGCCCUGCACUGAAUAUGAGCAUUAUGUGACAUAUCUUGAUGGUGCUGGUGAAAAACACUGUAGCCACCCUGAAAAUAAAACUAGAACGACUGACAUAAGUAAAGAUGACAUUGAAGAUGUCAGCUGCAUCCCUGGACAUGUUUGUUACCGGAGUGAUUGGGACAUCAGCUCUUUACUAUCAACCACAAAUGUUGUGGGAUGUGACAAUAAAACAUUCUGUGUCAAACCUGGUUACAAUGACAUUUGUUCAGAUUUUACUACAAACUUCACAUGUCCGACCACUUCCUUUAGCCUCACCAGCAUCAUCCCUGUUGAUUUCUUAAACACAAAUGAAAUACAUCAGAUUGUUUCCACUAAACUUCCAGCGAAAAUAGAAACAAAAUUACCUCCAAACUGUAAAAAUCUCUCUGUUGAUUACACCUGCUGGGAGAGUGGCGGAGUCACUGAGCCUAAGCUGGAGUCGGAGCUGGAGCCGUUUACUGACUACAGCUGUAUUGGUCAGAUCAAGGACAACAAUGUCACCAUCAAAAACACAACUGCUGUUGACGUCAGGAUUGACUGUGAUUUUAACAUAAUCGCCACAAAGGACAGAGUAACCAAUACGUCUAUUGGCUUGAGUUGGAGCACAACCAGUGACAAGUGUCAAGAAGUCCUUCAUGAGCUUGAGAAGCUUGAUAAGCUUUCAUACGACUGCAGCUGUGGUCCUACUCUCUCCCAUCAGACACACUGGAGUAAACCUGACAAAGAGUCAUCAGGAAGAACAUGUCUUGUUAUUGGACUGAAACCAUUCACCACAUACACCUGUGAAGUCAAACCCAUCUACAAGAACAAGAAGAGAGAUGCUAAACAAACUCCAGUGACACAAAAGACUGACGCUGGAAAACCAGACGAUAUUAAAGACCUGAAGACGUCACAGCCAGAGCAUAAUGUGAUUAUAGUAAACUGUAUGUAUUCAGGAAAAUUAAACGGUCUUGAAGGCAAACAGAAAUACAGAGCAGAACUUCAUCAUGGUGGUGUCAUUGUGAAGGAAAUUAAAGAGAAAGAAUGCAAGUUUGAAUUCAGAGACCUGAGUUACUCUACGACCUACAUAGUGAAGGUCAUUGCUUUCAACACAGAACUGGAGAGCGAGCCCAAGACAAAGGAAGUUUCUACUUUCUACAAUGACAAAGCUGUCAUUGGUUUUCUGGUCUUCCUCUUCAUCACCAUCACAUCUGUUGUGGUGUCUGUGUUGGUCUACAAGAUUUACAUUAAGAAGUGCAGAAAGUCCAGAAAUGAGGUGAAUGAAGAUGUGAUGCUUGAAUCAACAGCAAUUUAUGUUAAUGUACCAACUCCUGGAUGGCAUCAUAUAGAAGCUCGCUGAUGAAGAAAAGCCUGAUGGAGCUGCAAACCAAAUCAUUUACUCUUUACUCUGCUGAGUCAUCAAAUGUUCAGUAUGUAGUGAGUCUUUUGCAGUUAUACAAUUGAUUUCCAAACUUUAAUGAACUUCUUGUUAUUAGCUAAAACCUCCAUUACUAUAUUAGAUGUAACUGUUUAAACUCUAUGGUACUUUUCUCACUUUGUUGCAUUUAAGAGUUUUAACAUGUUGCCUGUUGCUUUCACAUGAAUAUUGUAACAUGUUAGAAAUGAACAUUUUUUUAUUGAUGUUUCUAAGCCCCUUGAGAGCUUUGUAAAAUAAAUAAAGUUACACCAACUAAAUCCCAACCACACACAAGUUGUUG
This is a messenger RNA of Seriola aureovittata, 2220 nucleotides long. Its product is annotated as receptor-type tyrosine-protein phosphatase C-like. Lineage: Eukaryota; Metazoa; Chordata; Actinopteri; Carangiformes; Carangidae. The record is from RefSeq and is a predicted model, not a curated record. Bases 105 to 1862 code for a protein of 585 amino acids. Gene Ontology annotation, molecular function: protein binding. The transcript has 14 exons.